This is a messenger RNA of Balaenoptera ricei (Rice's whale), 2028 nucleotides long. It is a transcript of the gene RIOX2, whose product is annotated as ribosomal oxygenase 2. Gene Ontology annotation, cellular component: nucleolus. Gene Ontology annotation, molecular function: histone H3K36 demethylase activity; histone H3K4 demethylase activity. Bases 261 to 1709 code for a protein of 482 amino acids. The record is from RefSeq and is a predicted model, not a curated record. NCBI's taxonomy places the organism in Eukaryota, Metazoa, Chordata, Mammalia, Artiodactyla, Balaenopteridae. The transcript is spliced from 10 exons.
AGGGCUCGGGGCGGGAGCUUCGGUGCUGCCGGGCCCCGGCCGGCGGACGCUGUUGGUUUCGGGACGAGGGACGCGCGCCGACGCGCUCGACGAUUCCGGGCACGGGAAUAGUGGGCACGCUGGGUCUGGUGCCGCCCAGGGUCGCGGAUGGCCAGGGCACCAAGAGUAACCACGUGCUCGGCCGGUGGUCUUGAGACGGGACGAGCACACGUAAAGUUUGGAGGUUUGUGUUUCCUCACUGCCUUGCCUUGAAGACAACGAUGCCAAAGAAAGUGAAGCCUGCAGGGGAUGGGAAGGAAGAGGGGCCUGUGCCCUGUAAGCAGGUGAAGGUGGAGGCAGCUGGUGGGCCUUCCCCUUUGAACCUUGACAGUCCCAGUGGCCUCUUUGAAAGUUUAAUCUCGCCCAUCAAGACAGAGACUUUUUUCAAGGAAUUCUGGGAGCAGAAGCCCCUUCUUAUCCAGAGAGACGACCCUGUGCUGGCCACAUACUACCGGUCCCUGUUCAGGCUCUCAGAUCUGAAGAGUCUGUGCAGCCGGGGUAUGUACUAUGGAAGAGACGUAAAUGUCUGCCGUUGUGUCAAUGGGAAGAAGAAGGUUUUAAAUAAAGAUGGCAAAGUGCACUUUCUUCAGCUGAGAAAAGAUUUUGAUCAGAAAAGGGCAACAAUUCAGUUUCACCAACCUCAGAGAUUUAAGGAUGAGCUUUGGAGGAUCCAGGAGAAGCUGGAGUGCUACUUUGGCUCGUUGGUUGGCUCGAAUGUGUACAUAACCCCUGCGGGUUCUCAGGGCCUGCCGCCCCAUUAUGAUGACGUAGAGGUGAGGGGGGAGGAAACUGCUCGGCUCCGGGAGGACGAGUUGCUGCCAGCCCGGGUUUUCAUCCUGCAGCUGGAGGGAGAGAAACACUGGCGCCUGUACCACCCGACGGUGCCCCUGGCGCGGGAGUACAGCUUGGAGGCUGAGGACAGGAUCGGGAGGCCAGCACACGAGUUCACAUUGAAGCCGGGAGACUUGCUGUACUUUCCCAGAGGGACCAUUCAUCAGGCGGACACUCCCUCAGGGCUGGCCCACUCCACGCACGUGACCAUCAGCACCUACCAGAGCAGUUCAUGGGGAGAUUUCCUUUUGGACACCAUUUCAGGGCUCGUGUUUGAUACCGCAAAGGCAGACGUAGCGCUACGGGCCGGCAUACCCCGGCAGCUGCUCCUGCAGGUGGAAACCACAGCCGUUGCAACAAGAAAAUUAAGUGGCUUUCUGAGGAUGCUUGCAGACCGGCUGGAGGGCACCAAAGAACUGCUUUCAGCAGACAUGAAGAAGGACUUUGCUAUGAACAGGCUCCCACCUUACUAUUUGGGGGAUGGAGUAGAGCUUUCAACACCAGGUGGACAGUUACCGGGGUUGGACAGCACUGUGAGGCUGCAGUUUAGAGACCACGUCGUCCUCACUGUAGGACCAGAUCAGGACCCAUCCGACGAAACUCGAGAAAAGAUGGUUUACAUCUAUCAUUCCUUAAAGAAUAGGAGAGAGACACACAUGAUGGGAAAUGAGGAAACAGAGUCUCAUGGACUUCGCUUUCCUUUAUCACAUAUCGAUGCACUGAAGCAAAUUUGGAACAGUUCAGCUAUUUCUGUCAAGGACCUGAAACUUACUACAGAUGAGGAAAAGCAAAGCCUGGUAUUAUCCCUCUGGACAGAAUGUUUAAUCCAAGUAGUCUAGUGCCUUUUAAUAUUUAUAUAUAAAAUAGUAGACACUUGAUUCUGCAAAGAUUUACGUGCUAGGGAGCCCCUGUUGCUUUGAACCAAGGACAUAAUGAAUGUAACUUUCCUUACCUGUGUAUCUAAGAAUGUAACAUGAGACCUACCUGUUACAGGUGACCAGUUGGCCAUAUGUACUAACAAACAGAGGUACAUAGAAGAACGAACAGCAAAUUACUAAAUGUCCCAGAAGGUGACAAAAACCGUACUUCUUGACAAGUUUAUUUAAUCCAGUGUGGUAGAAAAGGCACAGCUCAAUAAAUGUAUCAUUUAAAUUUAAA